Molecule: messenger RNA, 3299 nt
Organism: Octopus sinensis (East Asian common octopus)
Lineage: Eukaryota; Metazoa; Mollusca; Cephalopoda; Octopoda; Octopodidae
Product: ensconsin
Exons: 17
Coding region: 335-2659 (774 amino acids)
Biological process (GO): microtubule cytoskeleton organization
Cellular component (GO): microtubule cytoskeleton
Source: RefSeq, a predicted model, not a curated record
AAUAAAAUAGCAUUAAUUGUAGCAAGAAAUAGUAUUAACGCAAAACGCCUUAUAUUUAUGAGGAUAACAAGAGUAGUAGCAAUAAUAACGAUUUUUUAUUAGUAGCAAUAAUAACAAGCUUAAUGAGACUAAUAACAGCGAGGAAGCUAGGACGGCGAUUCGAAUGAUAAGCAUUGAUGAUAGUAAGAGCAUUUGAGAUAGCAGCAUUUUUAUUAUUUUGCAACAGAUUACAUGACAACAAGGCACGAAAAUGUGAGGCUGUUGUUUGAGCCGACACGAAUGAUCUCCCCUUAAUCGGUUUCAGUCUCGCCGUUGGUGACGUCAUUCUAUCAAAAUGGCGGAUACAGUCGGCUUGCUGAAACGGGAACAUGCAGAUUCAGAUCGAGGAAGUUCUGACACAGCUGACGAUGGACCAGUAGAGGAUGACAGAAGAUCACACACUUUAGACAGCCGCUUAUUAAUUGGACAUUUCUACGAACCAAAUGCAAACAGUCUAGCUUACUCUGAUUUGAGUGGGACUGGAGACACACAGUCCAUUGACACCACGAAUACAAACCUCUCUACAAGCACUUCAAGUUCGAGUCCAAAUCACUGUCGUUUAGAUGGAUCAAAUAUAAGUGCAAGGAAUAGAUAUUUAGCAGGUAAUGGAUCGGGAGCUCAGCCAAUGGUAGACGAGUUUUCUAGAAGCUGUAAUAACGACACCAGUGAUCUUGAUGGCAGCUAUGUAAAGAGGGUCGGUAGACUGCCAGGCCAACCGUUCCCCACUGGACCAUCUUGGUGGAUUGGAUAUCCGAGUACUGUAAGGAAGGAAAAGGAGAGAGAAAGAGAAGAACGGGUUAGAGUUGCACGAGAGAAGUUAGCUGAUGAACGGAAAAAGAAGAUAGAAGAGUUGAAAGAACAACAGCGGUUGGCACAAGAGCAUCGGGAAAGACAGCAAGAAUUAAGGCGUCGGAAAAUUGAUGAGCUACGUCGCAGAGAGGAAGAGAGAAGAGCUGCCGUGGAAGAACGCCGUCGCAAACAGGAAGAAGACCAGAGAGUCCGAAGAGAAGCCAUUUUGCAAAGAGCCCAAGAACGAGUUGCCCGUUACGAACAGUGGAAACAAUCAGGCCGACAUAGAGGUGGGCGCAUUUAUGGCUUUGGUAGCCGUACACCACGUGAAAUCUGUUUGCCUUUAGACCGCAAGAGAUCAUCUUCUCAUAGUACGCUUCUGCGAUGCUCAGCCAAUGAUUCUGACUCGGAUACCUAUGUCCGACCACAGCGUCGUGCAGUCUCUGCCUGCAGUAUGGUCAGACGGCACUGUUGUGUUGAUGUUAAAUCAUCUGAAGGCAGUUCUGAUAAUGCACCGACAGGUCAGGGUUCUUAUCCAGCAAGUGUUCCACCAUCAAAACAUCUGUCUGUAUCAACCAGUGCUCUUUAUUACAAACGAAGCCCUGAGUUUUCCUCUUCAGGAACCCUAAACUCAAGCAACCGGCCAGAAUCACUUCUUGCCCUCAACACCAUCCCCGAAAAACGUCGCUCUUUUCUAGCUACAGUUACACCUCACCGGACCAAAAGUACCACAGGAUUGCACAUGUCCUCACCAUCAGCAUCUGCUCCAGUCAAGCCACGAGAAAUGCGAACCCCUCGAAAACCUCGCCCAGCCAGUCUAGCCGGGACGCUGCCUGGGUUUGUUCCCUUGGAAGUACCCAAAGCCAGCACACCAAGGAGUAAGAGUUCAGAAAGAAUCUCCAAAGAUAAACUUCGGAAUCGAUCUUCUACAAUUGACUCUGCAAAGUCUGACAAGUCUGUUAGCUCAACCGCAUCUACUCAGUCGAAAAAUAGUAGGAAGGCCAUUUUCGAUCGAUUGUCUACACCCAAGAAACCUACAGACACACCCCCCAAAUCAACUGAGAAGAAAUCCUCAGCCCCUAAUUCAGGAACUACAACUCCUACUCCAAGAAAGCCCAAAUCUACCAAAGACAAAGGGCCACGUGAGUCCCCUAAUCGUGAAGGUACUCCAACUCCAUCAGCUCCUGAAGACCAAAUGACACGCUCAACCCAAGAUAUUACUGAAGAGGAGUAUAAGAUUAAACUUGCUGAGAAACGGCGCCAGGCAAGAGAAAAGGCUGAAAGGGAAGCAGAGUUAGAGCGGCAAAGACAAGAGGAACUCAGGCGUCAAGAAGAGGAGAGAAUUCGUUUAGAGGAGGAGGAGCAGCGUCGUAUGGAAGAAGAAUCCAUACGCCUUGCAGCCGAAGGUAGGUUGGCUGAGGAAGAAAGGCUUCGUAAGGCCAUCGAAGCUGAAGAGCAACGCAAGAAGGAAGAAGCUGAUCGGUUGGAAUUAGAAAGAAAGCAGAAAGAAGAAGCUGAGAGGAAAGCCAAGGAAGAGGCUGAACGCCUCGAAAAGGAGCGUGUAGAAAGAGCCAAGAAGGAAGAAGAAGAAAGGCUAGCCAGAAAGAAGCGCCUUGAGAUGAUAAUGAAACGGGUGAAAACUGAACCAAAUGUAGUUGAUACAGUAAAAGUUGAAUCCUCAACAAAAUCUGCUCAGAGUUCCCCAAGCCGAAGCAGCAACUCAUCAACCGAACUUUCACCUGAUGAGCGCCAAGAGGAAGCUUCUACAACUCUCGUUGCAAACGACAUGAAGAAGGCUUCGUCUCAAGAGGACAUUGAAAUGAGUGGAUGACAAACGCGUUCAGAUGAUUCCGGUGGGGAAUCCAGUGCAAAAUUCAAGUCACCAAUUCUGCAGAAUAUCCUUGGUAAAAGCAAGACAAACCUAGGCAACAGGUUAUUAAAGACAGAUUCAUCAGAGAAGCUGGCUUCCAGCCAAGAGAGCUUGGAUCAACCCUUUGCUGAAGACAGCACAUCUUCGAAGGACAUUAGCAGACAGAAGAAUGAUGUUGAUACGAAUGCAGAGGUCAACCUAGCCGAAAACAGCCUCGUGGACAAAGAUAAAUCUCAGAAUAAUAGAUUAUCCGUUUCUUUUGAUCAGUCUGUUGGUAUGGACGACUCAGGUUUCGCUGAUUCGAACGGCAGUACAAAGACACCGCAGAUAGUAGACGUGAACGGAACUGGUAGAUCUGUGGAACUGAGCAGUGAGUCUGCCAUUGGUAGUUUAGUUGACAAUAACUUGGAUAAUAAAGACAAAGUGGAGUUAACUACAAUAUCUGGCGAAAGUUCUUGAUUUAAAUGUCUAAAAAUAUCAACAUAAAAGAAUUGCAUUACGUUAACAACACACUCGGAAAUGUAUUUCUUUAAAUAUGAACAAAAGGGUGGAACACUGAUUCCGAAUUCCUCUGAAAUAAAAUUUUUAAUGUUGACAGUAA